CAUUGGUUGCGUUCACCUUAGUUCCAUGCUUCUUCAAUCGAAUCUCUCAAGUUUAUCCUUCAGAAAUAGAUAAAUAUGGUUAUGCGGCUUGAAUUGGCGUUUUAUCGGGUUUUGCGGUCAAGUUGAAUGUGUUUUUGACUGAACGACGACGCGUACCAAAAUUGCCGUCUAUUUAGAAUUGCGAUUUUCAGUUACAAUUCGUCAUCGAUAGUGCGCGUAUCGUCAACGGAAAACUUCUCUUGGUGCUUCACAUAGAAAAUGUAUAUUGCAACGCUUGUCAUUUUGGGAUCACUUCUUCCGUCAUGCCUCCCGGCAUUUGUGGAGCGUUCCGACUUCUGCAUAGAAACCGAUCCCACGUUACUCAUUGAUAUAGGUCGUCGAGUGGUUAUUCCCAGUGAAAAGGAUUUAAAAUGCGCUAUCACAGCCACAACACUUACAGCUAAAGAGAAGGCUAGCCUCGUUGAGACAUUAUGUAAGGAUCAUGGUACCACCACGAUGAAACAUAGUUUUCAUCACUACUUCAAGCUGCGCAAUGGAGAGCUAAGUGGACGCGGCGUUCAGCAGGAUAUUUGUGAGGAGAACGCCAACGCUAUGUUAGCCUGGGUACCUUACAGCACAAUGAUGCAACAUUAUGCCGCGGAGCUGAACCCAAAGGAGCGGCUCAGUUACAUUGCGAAGGCCACAAACUUAGACCGUGAGAAGACCGAAUUGUGUCAUUUCAGUCAUACCGAUCUGGUCAACGGAGUCGCUGACAAGUUGUUCACUUGCGUGGUCAUGAUUUUCGAGGAUAACUUUUAUGACGUGGACGAUAACAUCAAUGUGCUGGUGGAGCUGCAACCAUUGGCCUACCAACUGCGUAAUAUCACCUACUUGCCUUGGCGUAACGUAACCAACAGUUAUAAAAUGCUACUGGGUAACGGCGUGCUCAAGAAUCCCAGCACACAACGCAAGCCCAUUUAUGGCAGCGUUAACUAUGCGUUUGUAGAGAAGAUUCGACUGAACACCAGCAGCAUUUACAACGAGGGUUAUCAUUUAGACAAGCUGCCGCUGCUGCUGGAACAUCGUGGCGCUGUCUUAGAUCUUGAUGAGGCUGGCGAGGGCGGCAUGAAUGUGCAGAAACAAGCAUACUUUGGACGCACCAUGGAUCCUCAUAGUGAUGUGCGGGUCCAGGUCAUUGGACAAUGGGUUGAUCAGCAUCGUGAGUUCGGUGCCGAUGUCUAUGAGUACUAUGGUCAUGGAUUAGCUCGCUUCAAAUUGCCAAUCACUGGUGCUAGGCUCACGUUCGUGCGCAUCGAUAACACUGAGCCGGUGUUUGAGGCUGCCGAGUCGAGUAAUCUGGCGAAGGCAUCGCUGUUCCGGGACAUGGAUUCUGCACCAGCUAGGCUUAGUGUGAACGGUUCAAUGGAGCAAAUCACGGAAUGGGAGGCGGACGAGGAAGAGGAAUCCUCGUUCUAUCCAUGGUUUGUGAUUAGUUGUUUACUUAUUGGCAUUGUCCUCAUCGCCGUUGUUUAUGGCGUUGUUCGUGUUUACCACAAAAGGAACAAGCAAAAACAAAAGUAUGAAUUGGCGAAUACAAAUAAUACACCAGCGAGCGCCUAGAAUUUAAGUCAUAUUUUCAUUAGGUCUUUCGUUGAUUUUUGAAAAAGACAAGUUUAUCAAAUAAAUUGUUUAUAUGUUUUUUACGAUUUAACCUAAAUAACAAAUACUUAUUGUAUUUUACAUAUCGAUGAUCAAUUUAGAUUGCUAGUAUCGAGUUUUAAUUAAUGCAUCGAUAUCCUAUUUUUG
This is a messenger RNA of Drosophila albomicans, 1785 nucleotides long. RefSeq names its product enolase-binding protein. The transcript has 3 exons. Bases 259 to 1599 code for a protein of 446 amino acids. Lineage: Eukaryota; Metazoa; Arthropoda; Insecta; Diptera; Drosophilidae. The record is from RefSeq and is a predicted model, not a curated record.